Molecule: messenger RNA, 1686 nt
Organism: Trypanosoma grayi
Lineage: Eukaryota; Euglenozoa; Kinetoplastea; Trypanosomatida; Trypanosomatidae
Exons: 1
Coding region: 1-1686 (561 amino acids)
Biological process (GO): cilium organization
Cellular component (GO): cilium
Source: RefSeq, a predicted model, not a curated record
AUGGGCGUGCGGCGGGCGCGGAGCGCCGGUGCGGUGGACAAGGACCGUCGCAGCGUCGUCGAGUUGCGCGAAAUCCCGCUCGAGGUGAAGAUGAAGCUUUGGCCUGCGCUCGAGGAGCACGAGCAGAUUCGCAACGAGCGCAUCAAGCAGCGUGCGGCGGAUCGUCUAAAGGACAUGCAGAAGGAGGAGGCACGACGCGCAGCUCUUCUGGACGGCGCACAACAACUCCAGCAGGGUGGAGUGGCUUUCGUCCCACUCCAACAGCAGCAGCAGCAGCAGCAGCAGCCACAGCAGCAGCCACACGUAGGCCCUCUGCCGCCGCCUAUUGUGCCAGUGGGCGGGCCAAUUGUUGCCCCGGCUGUGCCGCAGCUGACAGUCUCUGGCACUUCUGCUGUAACUGCGUCUGCUGCCACAACUGUUGCUGUUUCCGCAAUUCCUGCUGCAUCUGCCGUGCCCGCUCAACCCCCACUAUUGACACCACCUGCGGUGCUAUCAGCCACGACGCCAACUGGCAUCGCGGCUGUGGUUCCUGUCGCACUUCAGCAGCAGCAGGAGCAGUCGCCUGGUGCUGCUGCCCAGUCUGAGGUGAAGCGUGGUAAAGCCCAAGAGGAGGAAAAGUACAAUCGCAACCUUACCUUCAAGCCAAGGAUACGUGACGGCGUGCCAAACUUCGAAGCCAUGUGGGCGGAGGAUCGCCUCGCUCUGGCGGAGCGUAGGCGCAAGCGGCAGCCCACAUCGGUACAACCAUUCAGUCUAACAGUCUCAGCGAAGGAUACUAUUGUCAGGGGACGUUCAGCGUUGCUACAGCGACGUGCUAUGUCCGCAGCGACAAAACGGACACCACAGCGGUGCAGGACUGCCACGAAGGAGACGCAAGCACUACGCUCCGCCUCGCGUCAGAACGAACAGAAAAAGAAGGUUGUGCCCAAAGGGACACGCGCACAUGCUAUGCGCACACAGGCGGUGUUCAGCAAGUACCUCAGUGCGUCAGAGGAGCAGAGUAAACGAGAUGAACUGGUCGAGCUGCAGGAGGCGUACAAGCGACAGAAGGCAGUGAACGCAAGGCUGAAGGAAUGCUUAAAGGACAUUCGCGGCAAUACAGAUGUUGUCAUUAAAGAAAAGGUCCGGGCUCUGCGUCAACGGAACCGAGAGUUGGAGCAGGAGGCUGCAGAGCGGCUGGAGCAGAUGCGGAUGCGUGUGGCACAGAUGCCACCCAUUUUUGUGGAGCCUACACACCUGCACGACAUUGCAAAGGCGCGCGCAGAGACGGAGCGGGAGAUCAUGCGGAUGCUGAAGGAGAGCGGUGUGGACGGUAGCACGCUGGCCGCUAUCCUCGGAGGCGCCAGUAGUGACAACGCUGCUGCUGGUUCUGGUGUUGUUCCCGCAAUAGAGGCCGCGAAAAUAACGACCGAUGAUGGGGGUGAUAGGGCUUCCAAAGGGAAGAAGGAUGAUAAGGAACAGACAGGCGAGGGCACCCCUGCGGCUACGGCUGUGAAGAAACAAGAGCGUAAAGCAAGUAUCCACUCUGAAAGUGACAGUAGCAGUAGCAGUAGCAGCAGUAGCAGUAGCAGCAGCAGCAGCAGCAGUAGGAGCGAUAAAAGCAGCGGCAGUGGCAAAAGUAAAGAAAAAGGGAGCUACGACGAUGAUUUCGAGAGCAGCUCUGUUUCAUCAGCAUCGUCCUCGUGA